Messenger RNA from Quercus lobata, 619 nucleotides. Its product is annotated as anaphase-promoting complex subunit 13-like. Gene Ontology annotation, cellular component: anaphase-promoting complex. The transcript has 4 exons. The record is from RefSeq and is a predicted model, not a curated record. Lineage: Eukaryota; Viridiplantae; Streptophyta; Magnoliopsida; Fagales; Fagaceae. The coding region runs from base 94 to 312 and encodes 72 amino acids. Gene Ontology annotation, biological process: protein K11-linked ubiquitination.
CCACGGCCCAGCACCUUACUGUUUCACUUCUUUCCCCGAGUCUGACUCAGUUCUCAAUUCCCUCUCUCUCUCACAGAGUCACAGACAGCAAACAUGGCAGAAAUAAGCCUGGGGAUACUAAUAGAUAUUGUGGAUGAGGAUUGGAUGAGAGACACCUUGCCUAAUGAUGAUCUUCCAUUACCACCAGUUUUGGUUGUUAGAAAUGAUGACACUGAGGAAUCAAAUCAGGAGACUCAACAGGUUGGUGGAGAUACUUGGCAUGAUCUUGCAUUAGGCACUCAAUACAGCUCUCAUGCCUCAGGAGGUGCAUAAGCAAUACUUUUGAAGUGGUUGGAUCCUUUUUAUUGGGGGAUUUGAAGUUCAUGGCUCUCUAUCCUUGUGUGAGAACCCUUAGAAUUUUUCAUGUAAAAGACUGUAGUUUUAUUUUGAUAAUCAUAUGAGAAGACUUUGGUUAUUAGUCCUUUGAUGAAAGAGCUAUGGUGAAGUGUCAAUUUAUGCAAUGUUCUCUUUUGCACUGGCACAUCACCAUGUAUAUAUUUGUACUUCACUUCCCUGUCAUGUGGAGUUCAUCCUUAAGUUCUCUUCGUCUGCAGUAAUAUGAAUUGCUCUGCUUGUUAAA